GAAAAUUUUAUCAUUCGUCGGAAAAAAAAGUUUUCGCUGGGUGUUCUGUGCCGUAAUUUUCGCAAUUUUCUCUACCAAAACUCACUCCGGCAGGGACAAUUCUUGCACCAAUCGCUAGCCGCCAGAACCGGACACAUUCAAGUGCAAACCAAUUAUUAGGAAAUUUUUUGGUUUCCGUAAAAAGCGGAUUUAUUCACAGAGGUGAAAAAUUCUAAUUAGCAGAAGUCGAAUAACAGGAAAGGAAAAACAGAUCAUCUCUCUGGGAAGGAAGGAAACAUCAAAAUAAAACAUGCCUCAAACGCCGAUAAAUUCGCUGGACGAGCAGGACAAACUGCUGGCGGAAGCGAUUGCCGUGGUGCGAGCUCAGGCUUUCCAGAUGAAGCGCUUUUUGGACAAGAAUCGUCUGAUGGAAUCGAUGCGCUGUGCCUCGACGAUGCUGGGUGAGCUGCGUACUUCGCUUCUGUCGCCGAAAUGCUACUAUGAGCUGUACAUGGCCAUUACGGAUGAAUUGCGGCACUUCGAGCAUUAUCUGCUGGAUGAGUUUCAGAAAGGUCGCAAAGUGCCGGACCUCUAUGAACAUGUCCAGUACGCCGGAAAUAUCGUUCCUCGACUUUAUUUGCUGAUAACAGUCGGUUUGGUUUAUAUCAAAACGAAUUCCUCGUUAAAGCGUAGUAUCCUGAAGGAUCUAGUCGAAAUGUGUCGAGGAGUCCAACAUCCCCUGAGAGGACUCUUCCUGCGGAAUUAUCUGCUUCAGUGCACUCGAAACAUUCUUCCGGAUGUGAUGACCACCCCAGACGAAAACGAAGGAACCGUCAUUGAUGCCAUCGAUUUUGUGCUCACGAAUUUCGCCGAAAUGAACAAGCUUUGGGUUCGCAUCCAACACCAGGGACAUUCCAGCGAACGGUCUCGCCGUGAAAGAGAACGCGAAGAGCUGAAAAUUCUCGUCGGAACCAAUUUGGUUCGCCUUUCGCAGCUCGAAUCUGCCACUCUCGAAGUCUAUCAACGUUUGAUUCUUCCUGGUAUUCUGGAACAAGUUGUCAGCUGUCGAGAUGCCAUCGCCCAAGAAUAUCUGAUGGAAUGCAUCAUUCAAGUUUUUCCGGACGAGUUCCAUCUGCAAACGCUGGAUCCGUUCCUGAAGUCUUGUGCCCAACUUCAGCCGGGAGUCAACGUUAAAAACAUCAUCAUUUCAUUGAUCGACCGCUUGGCCCUGUACAACCAGCGAAACGGUAAAAUCACUCAAACCAUUUCCGGUACCGAGGUCAAAUCGGCCAUUCCACCGGAGCUGCAGCUGUUCGAGGUUUUCAGUGUGCAGAUUGCGUACAUCGUACAGCUACGGACCGAUAUGCCGCUGGAGGACACAGUUUCGCUUCAGGUGGCCCUGGUUAGCUUGGCCCAAAAGGUUUAUCCAGAGAGAGUAGAUUACGUGGAUAGUUUGGAAACGACCGCCCAAAUUUUAGACCGGCUCAACAUGAAUAGCAUUUCCCACUCGCUUACGGUCAACACGGAGCUAUCCCGGCUGCUUCGUCUGUGUGUCGAUUUCUACAACAGCGUCCUGACCAUCCUGCAGCUGAAAUACUUCGCUCCGCUACUCGAAAAAUUCGACUACACUUCCCGCAAAUCGCUGGCCCUGUACAUAGUGAUGAACAUACUUGAAAACGAAACCCUCAUUCCAACGGCCGAGCACGUGGACAGCGUUCUCGCAAUGCUGGGUCCCCUGAUUCAGGACCAACCCGAUCAGACCGGUGAAAAACCGGACCCGGAAGAUUUUGCCGAGGAGCAGGGGAUUGUGGGAAGGUUCGUGCAUCUGCUGAAGUCCGAGGAUUUGGACACCCAGUACAAGAUACUGACAGCGGCUAGGAAGCAUUUCGGUCUAGGGGGUCAGCAGAGAAUAAGGUUUGUUCUGCCACCGUUGGUUUUCCAAGCUUAUCAGUUGGCCUACAAGUAUAAGGCUGUGGCGGCCGAGGACGAAAUGUGGGACAAGAAGUGUCAGAAGAUCUUGCAGUUCUGUCAUAGCACCAUCGCUGUGCUGGCCAAAUCUGAACUGCCGGAGCUGGCUCUGCGUUUGUACCUGCAGGGAGCUCUGUGCAUAGGACAGAUUGCCUACACCAAUCACGAAACUGUGGCGUACGAUUUCAUGACUCAGGCAUUCUCGCUGUACGAAGACGAAAUAUCCGACUCCAAGUCGCAGUUUGCGGCCAUUACCCUGAUCGUUUCGACCGUGGAACAAAUGGCUUGCUUUUCGGAAGAGAAUGCUGAACCCUUGCGAACGAACUGUGCCCUCGCAGCUUCAAAACUGUUGAAGAAACCGGACCAGUGCCGCGCUGUGGUCACUUGUGCCAGUUUGUUUUGGAGUGGAAAACAAAACGGUCAGGAGCUACGCGAUGAAAAGCGAACUUUGGAGUGUUUGAAGAAGGCGGCCAAAAUCGCUUCCCAAUGUUUGGACAUCGGCGUUCAGGUGCAACUGUGUGUUGAGCUGCUGAACCAUUACUUGUUCUAUUUCGAGCGGGGAAAUUCUCAGAUCACCGUUUCCAUGUUGAAUCAGUUGAUUGGAAAAAUCAACGAGGAACUUCCCAAUCUGGAACCGACCGAGGAAACUACCCAAAUCGAGAUGCACUACCGCAACACGUUGGCCCACGUGCGGAGUCGGAUGGAAUCCACGGAUGCCAACGCACUGGAGGUUUCGUUCGCCGGAAUCACUUUGAAUUGAACAACAACAACAACAACAAGGUAAGACGUCAUCUCAAAAGAAGUGAUCGAUAGGCUACUCACUUUCCAGAUGAUUUUGAUGUUAACAUUUUUUUCCCUCUGACUGGAAAACCCUAGACUUUGGCACUAUUAUUUCUGAGUUCCAAACAAUCUUCUCUUAAAAUGCAUUAUGUUGAUGAUAAUUUAGCAAACUUUAAGUUAGAGUAUUAGGUAUUUGUAAAAGUUGUAUCGAAUAUAUAUUCUUUAUAUAAUGGAGGCAAAACGAGCAAUUGUAACAUUAACAACUACUAUACACAUUAAAUCACCUGAA
This is a messenger RNA of Uranotaenia lowii, 3016 nucleotides long. It is a transcript of the gene Vps35, whose product is annotated as vacuolar protein sorting-associated protein 35. The record is from RefSeq and is a predicted model, not a curated record. NCBI's taxonomy places the organism in Eukaryota, Metazoa, Arthropoda, Insecta, Diptera, Culicidae. Gene Ontology annotation, cellular component: retromer complex; late endosome; retromer, cargo-selective complex. Gene Ontology annotation, biological process: retrograde transport, endosome to Golgi; intracellular protein transport.